Molecule: messenger RNA, 451 nt
Organism: Macroventuria anomochaeta
Lineage: Eukaryota; Fungi; Ascomycota; Dothideomycetes; Pleosporales; Didymellaceae
Exons: 1
Coding region: 96-398 (100 amino acids)
Source: RefSeq, a predicted model, not a curated record
CGAGCUAAGCGCACAAAGCUACAUGUAUACGACAAACGAACCUAUAUUCACAGCUUGUUGGGUUGUAAGGUUGCUUCGACUUACCCGGUCUUCGCAUGCUGAGGCAGGUGUUGCGCUUUUCCAUUGCAACAGUGACAUUGUAUAGAUAUAUCUUAUUCCUCCUCGCAGUUAAACUCCUUGCCCACUCUCUCAUUGCUGCUGGGAGUCUUCACCCUGCGCAUACCCACAUAUGGGCCCUCUUGGGAGAAACGUUUCGAAUGCCCUUCUUCGACACCACUCAACACCUGCGCAUGUACGGCAGCAUUGCGUCGUGCAACACCGAGUAUCGACAGAUAUCCACCAACACCGUUCGGGGUACUCUGCACAUCUUCUCUGUCCUCCACAUUGUCAAUCGAUAGGUGUUCAAUUAGCAUGGCACAUCAAGGACAACCCUUGGUGACAUGACACACCA